This is a messenger RNA of Phyllopteryx taeniolatus (common seadragon), 2720 nucleotides long. RefSeq lists its product as uncharacterized. The coding region runs from base 1 to 1227 and encodes 408 amino acids. NCBI's taxonomy places the organism in Eukaryota, Metazoa, Chordata, Actinopteri, Syngnathiformes, Syngnathidae. The transcript is spliced from 5 exons. The record is from RefSeq and is a predicted model, not a curated record.
AUGUGGCCGUCGAAGAAAUACUCCAACUGUUUGAGAGGACGAUCGCGGAGUACGAGGAGGAACUUUCUCCAACGAAAGCGGAGAAGGAACGGCAAGGCCAACAACGACUGGACCUGUUCUCAAGCCUCACCUUCCGUUACGCGAAGCGGUUCCCUCUUAACUGCAUUUUGGCUCACGUCACAACACAAAAAGCUAACUCUAAAAAAAAUGCAGCAGAUGUCGCUGGUGAGUGGCGAUGAGGUACCCUCCGAGGGGCAGGGGGAGCCGGCGGAGCCCCACCGCGUUAAAGAGGAAGAGGAGGACGUGUGGAGGAGUCAGAAUGGGGAGCAGCUUCGAGGGCUGAAGGAGGUGGCUGACGUCAACGCGUUCACAUUGACGGGUGGCCACGAGAAGAAGGAAGUUGAUGAAGCUCGGUCCCCACAGCGUCGUGACCUUCAAAGUGUUAAAUUCGGUCAACACACCACAACAGAAGCUUAUGGAGAUCACUGCGGAGGAUCACAACCGGACAACUUCGCUCCGCUACAAGAUAUGGACGAUGUGGCGUCAAAGUCUCAUCGCAGCGACCGUACCGAAGAUACUUUGAAGACUAACAAGAAUUCUAAAGAUACGGAGGAGGAUCUACUUGUGUUCUUGCGGCAACGCAAUAUUUCUAGUGAGCUUCUCUCUCAAAUGGAGCGAGACAAGAUCGACUCGUCUGUGAAUCUUCUCAUGUCGGAUGAAGAGCUUCAGAAGUACAUCCCCCAUUACGGUGACAGGAUAGCGGUCGUCGCCUUCUGCCGAAAUCCAACUUCAGAGGCGAGGAGGAAGGUUAUCGUGGACAGGCGACCCACGCCGCCCUCUUGCAGUCGGGGAAGCUAUUUAUUUGGCAACGGAAAUGGCAAGAGAGCAAAAAGACGACUGGAAUUAGGAUGGAUGAAUUUUGACUGGAAAGAAAAGAGAUUCAAACAAGUGAGGUCCGGCAGAGGCGGUGGCACCAAGUCCCUGUGCAUUGAAAAAAGCAAGACGGUGCAAGAAAUUCAAAUGAUGGCAGAGGGCAUUUUCUUCCCCGACGGUCAACUCUCCGACUAUCAAACGCGAAUAACGGACUUUGCGGAGCACCAGCUCGACUCCGCCAGCACACUGGAGGAAGUUUACGAGAUCACCCAAGCUCGAAUCCUCCGACUCUAUCUCUGCACAAAGCGACGCGGUCAAGAAGCGAUACAGUGGAACCUCGAUUUAGGAACCUAAUCCGCUUUAUGCGGAACGUCACGUGACCCAACGCGGAACACGGGAUAGCCGACUUCCAGUGUAUGCUACGCUAAAAAGCAUAACUAGGAUUGAUGACAUGAUUGUUUGAUGCCGAGCUAAAAUAGUAUUUUCUUUCUGGCUGGUGUCUUCGGACAAAAGUUAAAUACAUGAAUAUUGUUUAUUUCUACAAAUAGGAUAUGCAAACAUUGUCACGUCACGGGACCCUCUGGUGCGUUCACAGCUAGUCGGAAAUCACAAAAUCCCUUAAUUUGACAACCAGGUCGCUACAAAAUCCACUUUAUCUUGACUUCUUGGCUUGCGGCGACGUAAGUGACUCGCCUUCUCGCAAACGAUAGUCUCGGAAAUGCUAUCACUCGCUAGCUGUUUGCAGCUUUUCCACUUUGCCCAGAGGUUUUCUCUCGGUCCCUUCAAAGAUACUUCACUCUCUUGGGCAUGUCAGCAGCAACAAAAACGUCCCCCCCCCCCCCCCCCCCCCCCCUCCCACAAUAGUGGCAAUUGUGGACUUGUUUCUUCCAACCAAGCUUAGCAAUGCCUGCGCCAUUGAUAUACUUCCCACAAAUUCGGCAAAAAUUCUUCUGGGGGGAAAAACAAAGGAAGAGGCAUCAAGUUGUUCACUGCCAAUUCCAGUUGAAGUUUACUGUCAAACUAAAUAUCCAAGAAUUGUGUACUUAAAACCACAAAAUGUUUCCUUUGUCUGCUAUUCUAGGCAUAUAUUUGUUACACUCUGCAAAAAAAAAAUGACAAUACGGCAUCCCCUUGAGUCACUCACUUAUAGUUGAAACUCUUCUUCAUUUGUGUGUACUACAUGACUACUAUAGUGCCCUCCGGUGGCCAAGUCAAACACAAUUCUUUACAUUCCAUGUAAUUAUUACUAUAUGUUUUUAAAGUAUAUAUCGAGUGCUAUUUUCCAAAUUUAAAAAACCUUGUUGUUUUGCGGGGGAGGCUGGAACGGAUUACUGGUAGCAUAGUCACAGAACAGAUUAAACAUGCAAGCGCCACAGAUGAUUUCUUUUCAGUAUUUGCUUGUGUUCUUGUAAUUUCAGGUUCAAAUACAAAUAUGUUGAUUGAUAAAACAUUUCCAGGUUCCGUUGCUGCAUUGAUAGAAAGAAAAAAAAUAAAGCACCAAACAUAUUUUGUGCAGGUACUGUAAAUUGCUUUGUUGUAAAAACAAAACAUCAGUUUAAGACCUUUUUUUUUGCAGAGCACUGAUUUAUUUUUUUCCCCACAAAAUUGAGUCCAAGGAACUGUGUGCUGUGCAAACACUUUUUAUUCACAAGAUAGCAGACAGAACAAAAAAAACAGCCAGCGACUGGACUGACAUGGAAAUUUACAAGGGUAAACUUUGUACAAGAUGAAAAGGUUGCAGAAAUGUAGUGUGCUGGGGUUUACUACUGUAUGGCAUAUAUUAUGUCUUAGUGUGUAAUAUGAUGGUGCAUCUUUCAGAAUACAAAAACACCUCAUAAAUGCUGUCA